Messenger RNA from Torulaspora globosa, 291 nucleotides. RefSeq lists its product as uncharacterized. The coding region runs from base 1 to 291 and encodes 96 amino acids. The record is from RefSeq and is a predicted model, not a curated record. NCBI's taxonomy places the organism in Eukaryota, Fungi, Ascomycota, Saccharomycetes, Saccharomycetales, Saccharomycetaceae. The transcript has a single exon.
AUGAUUGAGUCGUGGUUGUUUGUCCGGAUGUUUGCCACGCGGAAGUUCGAAUUCUGGCUGGGGAGGCCGUCAUUUGACCUUGAUACCGGCACUGCGGUCGCUCAGCGGCGCUUCGUGGUCAACAAGUAUGCCCUUGCCUUGAUCGUCUGCUCGCUGGGGGCCGCAGUCGGUAGCGAAUUCCUUCAAAGACUCUUGUCUUCUGGCCGUCGGUCUUUUGACCCGAUGGACAUGAUAUGCAAUGUUUUAGGAAGCGUUACAGGAAUCGCUGUCGCGCACUACCAAGAACGAUGA